Molecule: messenger RNA, 861 nt
Organism: Drosophila busckii
Lineage: Eukaryota; Metazoa; Arthropoda; Insecta; Diptera; Drosophilidae
Gene: Ilp8
Exons: 3
Coding region: 178-612 (144 amino acids)
Source: RefSeq, a predicted model, not a curated record
UCAGGUGACGGUCGCUUUCGCUUUCGUUUUCGUUUUCGCUUUCUGUUCUGCGUUCGUUUAAGCGCCAAAAAUAUUUUUUUAAAAACACGUAUACGUAGUGUUGCCAUUGUGGGCAGGUGCAAACUUUACAAUUUGAAUCAAAAUACACACAACUUAAACUUGGAAUAAAACUCAAAUAUGAAUGCAAAGUGGACUUUGCUGGCUCUGAUACUGUGCUGUUGUUUGCUUAGUGAAGCACAGUCUUAUUGCUCGCUGGAUAAAAUGAAGAAAUUCGCGAUGGAGGCAUGCGAGCAUCUCUUCCAGAGGGAUGAGAGCCGUGCUAAACGCUCUGUGGACUACAGUCAAGCUCAUAUGAAUCGUCUUUCAUAUGGCAAAUUGCACAAUAAGCAUCAUCAUCAUUAUAUUGCCAAGAGUACUUAUCCCAACGGUGGCUAUCUCAAGGUCACGCGGGAGCACUUUAAUCGCCUUCUCGAACUGGAUGUUUGGCCACGCUACAAGCCUAAGAAGCCACACCAUGACAAGAAACGUGAGAAGCGCGAGCAUCCCAGCAGUGAUUACAGCAACAUCUCUUACUGCUGCUACUCGGAAUGCAACGAAGAGUUCUUCUGCUAAACGCUUGAGGAGAAUCUAUUACAAACGCUAGUCAGCAACUGAUUCCGUCCCAAGCUCCCAAGUUAUCUUUAGUAUCAUCAUUAUACGCGCGCUCACUCUUAUAGAGUUUACCUUACUGGUACCUUAUUUGUAGUCCCAAACAGCUACAGGACCAUCAAAUCUUGCCACAGUAUUACACAGUAACAUAUUAGUAGAAAUUAUCUAAAUGUAUUAGCAACUUAUAAAAUACAAUGUACUUAAAUCUUAUAU